GGGACGUGCCGGUCGCCGUCCCGGCGGCGGGUCGGGUCGGGCCGGACGUGGGUGGGCGUUGGACGCCCUCUGGGUCGCCGGCGCCGAGGCAGCCCCGGCGGCGCGUCGCUGAGCCGGCUCCUGAAGCCAGCGGAUUCCAGUAUAACAGUUUGAGGAAUUGCCGAACUGUUUUCCAAAGUGGCUACAACCUUUCAUAUUCUCACCAGCAAUGUGUGAAGGUUUCAAUUUCUCCACGUCCUUGCCCACACUUAUUAUAAUUAUUUACAUACUUCUUCUUGUGACCAUCCUGCUGCCGUGGCUGAAACAUCCAGUACAAUGUUCAGUAGAAGUGGUGAGAACAGACGUCUUGUCUUGUUCGUGAUCUUAGGGGAAAGCAUUCAGUCUACCCAUCAGUAUAUUAAGUUCCAGCUUAACACGGGAGAUAUUCGGGGAAUUUGUGGAUUCUUUUUGCUGGAUGAAUUCUCUAGAGCCCUCUGGGGCCUUUAAAAGAAGAAAAUCCUGAAUGUAGAGCUUUGAGUCUGCGGAAGGCAAUUUCGACAAAGGCUUUACAGGACUUUGUCCGGGAAAUGAAUUGAAUUCCAGUCUUGCUGUAAUGUACAAAGCCUGUGGGCAGCAGACGCGUGCGUGAGCUGUUGCGUCCGGCGCUCUGCAGGUCAUGGAGGGUGGAGAGCUGCCUGGAGUUCUGGUGUUUGCACUUGAAGGCCCCCAUGGUGUGUGUGAGGCUCACAUUGCGGAGCUGCAGAAACACUUCCGUCUCGUUACCAUGACAGAAUUUGUGGAAAAUAAAACACAAUUCUGUCAGAAGAUCCAAGCCAUAUACAUAUGGGGUGGAAAGCCGGCCAUUGACCGGGAUCUCCUGCAGAGCCUGCCUUCCCUGAAGAUUAUCGCCAACGGGGGAGUUGGCCUGGACCACCUGGACCUGCCGCUCAUCACCAGCCUCGGCGUGGCGGUGGCCAACACGCCGCAGGCCGUGUCGGACCCCACGGCAGACCUGGGCAUGGCCCUGCUGCUGGCCGCAGCCCGCAGAGUCCUGGAAGGCUGUCGGCUGGCCGUCGCACCAGCGGCAGAGGACUUCUGUGUGAACUGGAUGGGUCAGGAGGUGACAGGGGCCACGCUGGGCAUCGUUGGCAUGGGCAGCAUCGGCUACAAGAUCGCUCGAAGGGCCACAGCGUUCGAGAUGAAGAUUCUGUACUACAAUAGGACCCGCAGGAAAUUGGAGGAGGAGGCAGCGGUUGGGGCCACUUACUGCGAGAGGCUGGACAGCCUGCUCCGGCAGUCGGACUUCGUGAUGCUGGCGGCCAGCCUGACGCCCCAGACCCGCGGGCUGAUCGGGCGGCAGGAGCUGCGGCUGAUGAAGCCCACCGCCGUCCUCAUCAACAUCAGCAGAGGUCUGCUGGUUGAUCAGGACGCGCUGGUGGAAGCCCUUCAGACUGGGGUUAUCGGCGCCGCCGCGCUGGACGUGACCUGCCCGGAGCCCCUGCCCAGAGAUCAUCCUUUGUUGAAGCUGAAGAACGUCACCCUGACGCCUCACAUUGGAAGUGCGACGCACCAAGCCAGAUGGCAGAUGAUGAGGGACAUGACUGACAGCAUCCUGGCAGCUCUCGGUGGCCGUCCCAUCCCCAACGAAGUGCUGCUGCCGUGAUUCCCUGUGCGAGGCGUGGCAGCUCACAGGGGGGAAUCGUAUUUUGUGUACCUUAUCGAUGUCCGGCCCAGCACGUAGGCCACCUACUCCUAUUUCGGCUGGGCAGGGUUUCAGGACGGGCGUGGUAGCGAACUUCUGUGGCAGCCGUGGUCUCGUCGUCAUCAGCACCGCUCUUGAGGGAACUUGUUUUUCUCAUUGGUAAAUGGGGCACAAAGAAGAAUUGCUUGUCUAAAGUUUCAGCUUGCAAAUAGCUGAAUUUUGAUUAAAGCCCUAGGCUUGGUUUUAA
Lemur catta (Ring-tailed lemur) is the source of this 1928-nucleotide messenger RNA. RefSeq names its product probable 2-ketogluconate reductase. NCBI's taxonomy places the organism in Eukaryota, Metazoa, Chordata, Mammalia, Primates, Lemuridae. Gene Ontology annotation, cellular component: cytosol. The coding region runs from base 656 to 1642 and encodes 328 amino acids. The record is from RefSeq and is a predicted model, not a curated record. The transcript has 10 exons. Gene Ontology annotation, molecular function: hydroxypyruvate reductase [NAD(P)H] activity; glyoxylate reductase (NADPH) activity; NAD binding.